UCCUCUCUUCUUACCCUAUAAAAGUUCACGGGUAGCAGUAGCUAAAUCAACAACUGCAAACUCCUCGAGUCUCCAUUUUCUUCUUCUCUCCCUCAGCAGCAGCAGCAGCAGAAGAAGAAGAAGAAGAAGAAGAAUGGAAUCGAAGCAAAAAGACUUCGAGUCAACCAGCGUGAAAAUCGAUGUUUUGAGUGUAGAAUCAGGGCAGCAAGUAGCAGAGUAUGCGAGUGUUUCCGCUCAUGCAGUCGACAAAGAUUCUUGGCAACAAGUUGGAUUACUAUUGGUGACUGGUUUCAACUGUGCUUAUGUGCUGAGCUUCUCAAAUCUGAUGUUGGUGCCAUUGGGCUGGGCUUGGGGCCUCACUGGGCUUGCAGUUGUGGGGGGCUUUGCUUUCUAUGCAAACUGGCUCUUGGCUGGAUUCCACUUUAUUGAUGGCCGAAGAUUCAUCAGAUACAGAGAUGUCAUGGGCUACGUAUUUGGGAAGAGAAUGUAUUACACCACAUGGAUCUUGCAAUUUGUGACUCUGCUUCUUGGUAACAUGGGCUUUGUCCUUCUUGGAGGAAGAGCACUAAAGGAGAUCAGCUCAGAGUUCAGUAGCUCUCCCAUGAGGCUCCAAGUGUUCGUCACUAUAACUGGCUUUGCCUAUUUCAUCUUUGCAAAUCUAGUUCCUACCAUGUCAGCCAUGAGGAACUGGCUAGCAACCUCGGCUACUCUAACAAUAAUCUAUGAUAUCAUUCUCUUGGCAAUACUAGUUAAAGAUGGGCACACAAACAAAAAGAGGGAUUACAAUAUUAGUGGAAGUAAAGUGGAUAAAUUCUUCAAUGCAUUUGGUGCAGUUGCUGCAAUUCUUGUCUGCAACACCUCCGGUUUGCUCCCAGAAAUACAGUCAACUCUUCGCAAGCCAGCAGUUGCCAAUAUGAGGAAAGCUUUGACAUUACAGUUUACGUUGGGUUUGACAAUAUAUUAUGGUGUUAGCAUAGUUGGCUACUGGGCAUAUGGUUCAUCAGUUUCAGACUAUCUCCCGAAAGAUUUAAGUGGGCCUAAAUGGGCAAAAACUCUGAUAAAUUCUACAGCUUUUCUACAAAGCAUAGUUUCCCAGCAUAUGUUUAUUGCGCCAAUACAUGAGGCUCUGGAUACCAGGUUCUUAAGACUGGAAGAGGAUGUGUUCUCGAGAGAGAAUCUUAUACGCCGGUUUCUUUUAAGAGCACUGGUAUUUGGAAUGAAUACAUUCAUUACAGCACUGUUGCCUUUCAUUGGAGAUUUUGUAAACAUUUUUGGGUCUUUCACUCUUUUUCCUCUAACCUUUGUUUUCCCCAGCAUGGUUUUUAUAAAGGUCAAACGAAAAUUUUCUAGAAGGGGAGAAACAGCAUGGCAUUGGGCCAACAUUGUCAUCUUCUCUCUACUAUCAGUAAUAACUACUGCUGCUGCUGGGAAACUGUUAAUAAAUAAUGCUCAAAAGUAUAAAUUCUUUGCGGAUACAUAAUGCUUCAAGUUUUGAUAAAAAUAAUAAUCAUAUGGUGUGAUUUCAUUAUAAGAUUUCAUGGUUAAUACAAAGUCUUUUUGGAUAAAAAUGUUUCAAGUUCUGAUAAUUUUAUAUACUACAUGGUACAACAGCAUUAUAAUAUUUCAUUGUUUUUUUUUAAUUCAUAAGUACGCAUUUCUAACUUUCUGGUUGAAGAAGUUCAACAUAUUUAGUAGGAUUCAGUUGGUAUAAAUUUAUUUAUAUUCAUAAUCAGAACAGAAUUGACUGCAAAACAUGUUCUUCUCAAGUUAGCAACAUCCCCCUUUAUUGGGCGAAGAAAGGGCUUCUAUUUCAGCGUCGUUCAGAUAUUAUAUUUGCUGAAUUUGAAGCUUUAGUUCCUUUAAUAUAAUAAAUGAAGAUGGAGAAGCAAAUCAGCAAUGCAUGAGGCAUAAUCCUAAUAUCAGAACAUGCUUCAAACCAAAUACCGAACGAGUCAUAAAGCUAACAGCUCUCUAGUUGCUAAGUAAUCCCCAAUUAGCACUGAUGAAAGUUUUGAUAUUAUUCUCUGCAAAAUCAAAGAAGCAAAAAUUCUAAGGUUGAUGGUUGACUUUGUAAGAGAAUGCUUGUUUUGGUUGUCAGAGUUC
This is a messenger RNA of Asparagus officinalis (garden asparagus), 2103 nucleotides long. RefSeq names its product proline transporter 2-like. Lineage: Eukaryota; Viridiplantae; Streptophyta; Magnoliopsida; Asparagales; Asparagaceae. The transcript has 8 exons. The record is from RefSeq and is a predicted model, not a curated record. Gene Ontology annotation, cellular component: plasma membrane. The coding region runs from base 134 to 1480 and encodes 448 amino acids.